CAACAAAACUUGGGGCAAAGCUAUCUCCGAGGUUUCAAGAAGUAGGCACGCAUUAUAUAUAGAUAGGUAAACCCUCUGAACCAAAACCUUGGACGACCAUGGAAGAUUCCACAACCUCUCAGAUCAUGUCUCACCUCACAGACUCUCUCAUUGCUCAACUCACUCAACUUCACCCUUCCCUCUCCAUCAACCCUCACCACGCUUCUCUCAUUCAACGUCGCCUCCAAAACCUUUUACCUACGCUCCACACUCCCACCCACCCUCCUUACGCUUUGAUGAUACGCAAUGCGAUAAUAGGGUUGAAGGAGGAAGAGGGUUCUACGGAGGAGGCCAUAUCGGGGUUCAUUAGAAGGGAGUACAACGACUUGCCGUGGGCCCAUGCCAAGAUUCUCGGUAUGCAAUUGGAGAAGCUUUGCCAGAUUGGAGAGAUCGCAUGUGCGGAGGGUGGGAGAUUCGCGCUCGUUGAUGAAGAGGACGACGAGACCAAAGAACAAUGUGAGAGUAGGGGGAAGAGGAAGAGGGUCAAUAGGAGAAGGAAUGUUGGUGAUGGAGACAGCUUUGAAGAAGGAGAAUCUCAAGAGGGUCAGCCUCAAGUGGUGGGACAACAAUGUCAGGACUCCAUGCUGCAUUUGGAAACAAAUUGUUCCUCCCAGCCAACAGCGAUGAAGUGCCUACCGGCAGCAGGAUCAGGAUUAUCACCUGCACAAUUCCAAAUGCAAGUGCCAUGUAAUGGGCCUUCAGAAAAUAGCUUGGAUGCAGCAGUCAAAAUGUCAGGAUCAUUGUCUUUGAACGUUCAAGAAAGUAAGCAAGAUGAGGACCUGAUGACUAGGCAUCCUGAUCAACAAUGGAGAGGGAGGUGGCCUCGUAAGUGUAAGCAAAAUGCAGACCAUCAAGAGGAGUCAUUGUUGCUCUCAGAUGAUGUUACUGUUAUUGAUCAAGAGCCAAAUGAAAAGGAAAUUGAUGAACAGUGUCUGUCACAAUCCCAAGGUAUGAGUAGGGGAAGGGGUCAUAAGCUACUCAGAAAUGCAAACGGCAUCAAUAAGAAGAUACAUCCAGAGGAUGAAGCUGAAGAUAUGGUUUGCUCUUCUUAUUCAAAGGAUAAAGAAACAAGUUCUUCAUUCCAGCCAGCAACACCUAAUUCUCCUGUUAAUCCAACUCACAAUUCUGGGCAGCAAUUGGUGGUUCCAACUUCAGAAGGGUCUCCGGAGUGCAUAAUAUCUACUGGAAUAAAAUUACCAUCAACACAGUUGCAACAGCAAAUUACUUCAGGUAUUGAUUUGGUUACAGUGUCCAAAAGAAAAGCUUCAUUAAAUUGUGAGAGUAUUCAUGAUGAGCAGCCCCUGCAUUGCAAUCAAGGAAGUCCUAAAAGAAAUCUAGAUGAGAACCCCAUGUCCAGGGAUUCUGAGGAGAGGCCACUAAAACGUCCCAGAGGAAGGCCUCCUAAGUUAGACACUGGAUCAAAUCACCCAGGAGAGUCAUUGUUGCCUUCAGAUGAUGACAUUCAUAAUGAGCAGAGGCAACAUCAGAAUGGCAGGGGUAGAGGUCGGACGAGUCGUGGUCGUGGUCUUGGUAGAGGUAGAGGUAGAUGUCUGGGUAGACCUCCUAAACUAAAUCAAAUUACUGAACAAUGUGAGGAGCAGUUACAACGAGGAUAUCAAGAUAAACAGCAUGGUCGUAGAGGCCGGGGAAGACCUCCUAAACUGAAUGGAAAUCUAAUCCAAUAUAAGGAGUCACAACAAGAAGAUCAAACUCGGAAGCAUAGUCGAGGUAGAGGUCGGGGGAGACCUUCUAAAUUAAAUGGAAAUCCAGUUCAAUAUCAGGAGCAGUCACAACAAGAAGAUGAAGGUCAGCAGCAUGGUAGAGGUAGAGGUCAGGGGAGACCUUCUAAUCUGCAUUAUUUUCGAGGUAGAAGCCGCGGGAGACCUCCUAAGCUAAAUCAAAAUACAAGUGAAGAGCAGUUGCAACCACAAGACCAAGCUCAAGGUCUGAUGAACUCUCCAUGUUCGGGGAGGAAUGAUAACCAAAGUUUGCAUGUACAAAGACGGGGGAGGCAUCAUAAAUCAGAGUCAGGAGAACCAAGAUUGGGAUCAGAGUCAAGAUGUGGGUCAGGAGAGGUUUCACAAUCUAAGGCUGGAGCAAACAGGGCAAAUUGGGUGCUAAAGCCAUUACCAAAUAGACUAACUCAGAAAAAGAAUGAAGUCAUCGGCAACUUCAAUCGCACGCAUGUCAAUGUUAGGACAGGGUUUCAAAACUAAAUUGAAGUUCUAUUUCAGUUUGCAGGUUUAUGGAAGCAUAGAAAAAACAAAAAUAACUUUAAAGCACUUAUAACUGCUGCCGAGUCUGUCUAGAAAAGUUACUCUAACUUUAUAAGUAGGUAUGUUAGCAAGUUUGAUUGGAUUCUUAUUGUUCAAUGCGUCUUUUCUCUUAGCAUUGAUAGUGGAACAAUAUUUUGUUUUUAAAAACAUUAUGUCUUUACAUUAUUUUUCUGGUAAUUAAUUCACGUUUUUAGUAUUGCUGGGAGGAGUUCCAUCAGCUUUUAUCAUAUUAUAUCAUUCUGGGACCCGGCUUAUUAACCUGAGUCUUUGACAUCCAUCAUUGAAAUUCAGUUAACUCCUUAUUUUUCAACGAGAAACAAUAAAUCUGCUGAGGAUUUCUGUUGACCAAAAUUUUAGGUACUUAUGAUCUAUAGCUGGCAUGGAGUAGCACAAGAUGGUGCGUUGUGUGUUGAAAGCAAGAUAACUAUAGAGUUUUUGUUUCUCUGUAAAAAUAAAAUAAAUGAAGCUGGUCGUAUACUUGUU
Messenger RNA from Cajanus cajan (pigeon pea), 2798 nucleotides. RefSeq lists its product as uncharacterized. Gene Ontology annotation, cellular component: nucleus; nucleosome; nucleolus. Gene Ontology annotation, molecular function: double-stranded DNA binding; nucleosomal DNA binding. The record is from RefSeq and is a predicted model, not a curated record. NCBI's taxonomy places the organism in Eukaryota, Viridiplantae, Streptophyta, Magnoliopsida, Fabales, Fabaceae. Gene Ontology annotation, biological process: nucleosome assembly; negative regulation of DNA recombination; chromosome condensation.